AUGUGCCGAAGUACCACUGCCACAGUCCCACGCCGCAUGGGGCAGCCAUCACCAUCAUCCAAGAAGCGACCGCGUCAAGUACAGUUUGCCAAGAAGGUAGCGCAAGUCCACGUUGUGGAAAACAUUGCCACCCCGUACAGUCAACGAUGGCUCUGGUACAACAAGCAAGAGCUCCAACGCGCCCAGUUCAUGGACCUGCGACGCAACAUGGUCGCACCCGACUUGGUCGAUACUCCACACGGCGCACCCGAUUUGACGUGGCGUGGAUUGGAGCAACACAAACCCAAGCAACGCAAACUGCUCGGGCCACGAGAGCAUGUGCGUGCCGUGUUGGACGUGUACCGCAAUCAACGAUACUCACAGGGAACCUGGGUGCCGGAGGAUUUGCGCAAUCUCUCCGAGGCGCUUUCGUGCGAUCAUCGAUUGGAAGCAAUGCAACGUGCCUGGCAUGAUCAGAAGAUGGCGACAAGUAGAAACAACAACAAGGGAACAGCAACGAACAAGAGCCUGGUGCGCUCUGCCAGUGGACGACGACGCAGCAGUGGCACCAGCUUUGGAAUGCAUCGGGCGAUUCAACGAGUGCCCAUGGUGGAGACCUUUCUUUGGUUGAUGAGAGUUGUCACAUUCUUUCUGCUUUGUGGACUCUUGUUUGCCACUCACCACUAG
Messenger RNA from Seminavis robusta, 666 nucleotides. Lineage: Eukaryota; Bacillariophyta; Bacillariophyceae; Naviculales; Naviculaceae. The record is from the annotation of a GenBank genome assembly.